This is a messenger RNA of Pieris napi, 4225 nucleotides long. Its product is annotated as probable phosphorylase b kinase regulatory subunit alpha. Gene Ontology annotation, biological process: glycogen metabolic process. Lineage: Eukaryota; Metazoa; Arthropoda; Insecta; Lepidoptera; Pieridae. The transcript is spliced from 19 exons. The coding region runs from base 130 to 3870 and encodes 1246 amino acids. Gene Ontology annotation, molecular function: calmodulin binding. Gene Ontology annotation, cellular component: phosphorylase kinase complex. The record is from RefSeq and is a predicted model, not a curated record.
UAUUACGAUUAUGCGUUUCAUGAGAUCAGAUAUUUUUAUUAUGUUUUAUAUUUUUACUAUAGGAACUUUGUAAGGUGUUAAAUUAUGAAGUAGAGAUUUAAAUUCAUUAGUUAAUGAUUAUUUUUCACGAUGCGCACUCGUAGUAAUUCUGGUGUACGUUUAGAUUACUACCAGAGAAUUGUACAUAAGUUAAUUCUUGACCACCAGCAGCCUGUGACUGGCUUGUUUCCAGCUAGCCCUCAUAACGAUCACGCUUGGAUAAGAGACAAUUUGUAUUGUAUAUUAGCAGUAUGGGGUCUUUCUAUGGCCUUCAAGAAAAUAGCAGAUCAAGAUGAAGAUCGGGCCAAAACUUAUGAAUUGGAACAAAGCUGUGUAAAGCUUAUGAGAGGUCUUCUUAUGGCUAUGAUGCAACAAAAAGAAAAAGUUGAGAAAUUUAAGAGUACUCAAAAUCCAUUAGAUUCUCUUCAUGCUAAAUAUUCAUCAAUCACGGGUCGUAUUGUUGUUACAGACACAGAAUGGGGUCAUUUACAAAUAGAUGCCAUUUCCCUUUACCUCCUUGUCCUAGCCCAAAUGACAGCAUCUGGGUUGCAAAUUGUAUUUUCACUUGAUGAAGUAGCCUUCAUUCAAAAUUUAGUUUUUUAUAUUGAAUCAGCUUAUUGUACACCUGAUUAUGGAAUUUGGGAAAGAGGUGAUAAGACAAAUCAUGGUCUCCCUGAACUGAAUGCUAGUUCAAUUGGAAUGGCUAAAGCAGCAUUGGAGGCAAUGAAUGAGUUGGAUUUGUUUGGAGCUCGAGGUGGUCCAUCUAGUGUGAUUCAUGUUUUAGCAGAUGAAGCGCAAAAAUGUCAGGCAGUAUUGCAAUCAAUGCUGCCUAGAGAAUCUAAUAGUAAAGAAUUAGAUUCAGGGCUCCUCUCCAUUAUUAGCUAUCCAGCAUUUGCUGUUGAUGACCCAUCUUUAAUAGCAAAAACAAGGGAAACUAUUGUAACUAAAUUGCAAGGGAAAUAUGGCUGCAAAAGAUUUCUGAGAGAUGGCCAUAAAACACCUAGAGAAGAUCCAAAUAGGCUUUAUUAUGAGCCUUGGGAAUUAAGAAUGUUUGAAAACAUUGAGUGUGAAUGGCCAUUGUUUUUCUGUUAUUUAAUAAUGGACUACUGCUUUCAAGGUGAUAAAAAUAGUGUCUCUGAAUAUAUGCAAAAGUUAGAAAUGAUUAUGAUUAGGAAGGAUGAAGGUAUGAAGCUGGUGCCAGAGUUGUAUUCUGUGCCUGCAGAUAAGGCACAUUUGGAACAAAGCGACCCUGGCAGUCAGGAAAGGAUUCCUCUUGGGAGGUGUCCUUUCAUUUGGGCUCAAUCAUUAUAUAUUCUUGGAAAGCUGUUACAGGAAGGUUUUCUUGCCGUCGGCGAGUUAGAUCCAUUGAACAGAAGGUUAUGUUCGGAAAAGAAACCUGACGUCGUAGUGCAAAUAGUCAUAUUGGCUGAGGAUAGUGAAAUCAGAGACAAAUUAAUGGAGUAUGACCUACACGUGCAAACCAUUCAUGAAGUAGCUCCAAUUGAAGUCCAGCCAGCGAGAGUGCUGAGUCAUCUCUAUACUUACUUAGGUAGAAACAAAAAAUUGGGUUUGUCGGGAAGAAAGUCGCGGGACGUGGGAAUAUUAAGUACGAGCAAGCUUUAUUCAUUAAACGAUAGAAUCUUUGCGUUUACGCCCCAGAACUUUGACUACGAGGAGUACUACAUGACUCGCGACCCGGCGUUGCUCGCCAGCACGUUUACGGCGAACGUGGCUUUCCUUGGCAUGAGUUGGAAACAAAUGUUGGGAAGACCGACAAUUACCUUACUUGCCACACAGUAUUUAUUAGAUCAUGGUAAAAUCCCAAUGGCCAUGAUAACAACGAUGAAGAAGUUGAAGUCCGGUUACAUUAACGGGACGAGAGUGACUCUCGGUAACCUCGGGGACUUUUUAAGCACUUCGGCCAUAACUAACUUGAGUUUUCUGGGAAGCCAGGAGGACGGGUAUCCUGAUAAACUGAAUCCGCAAGUACAAAGCUACUUGGAGGAACAUCUAUUGAAGUCCUUCAGCACUAAGGUCAAUUUCUUAUCUAAGCCGACUGCACCGCGAGGUCGCACUCUGAGGAGACGGAUGUCAGUCAGAGGCGCCAUCAAGAAGACCAGGUCUAUUAAUGUCGAUUCGGAGACUUUGGGAAUGGAAGGAGAGAACGUCGGUCCGCAACAAGGGGUUCUCGAACGGAAACCUUCGUGGCUGGAAGUGGACCCUAUGUUCGGACGCAGCCCCUCACCGGAGGACCCCAAGAGGAGAGCCUUUUCCAAGGGCACGUCCACCACCAGCUUAGCGGUGACUCCCACUAUCGCGAUCACCAAAGAGAGUUCUCCGUCGCCACCCAAAGACGAAGCCUCCAACAAGAACGUGGUGGUGCGCAAUCGCACGGCCUCCGAAAACCAGAACUUGGUUUACGCGGAACAAGAGACGGACGAGCUCAUCGGCAUGCUGCGGGAGACCGAGAGCUUGGACGAGCAGGGGGACAUCCUGCAGUACCUGGUCGACACUCACGGCCUGGACUUCGGGACCGGGGUUCUCGAGAACGGCAAAAGCGUGACGGUGAAGGACCUCCUGAAGAUCCUGUACGAGAAGGCCUGUUCGCAAAAGCUGUGGGGCCUGGUGAGGCACUCGGCGGGGAUGUUGGGGAAGAGGGUGGAGGACCUGGCCAAGGCCGUCACGGAUCUGCUGGUUCGGCAGAAGCAGAUAACGGUGGGGAUGCCUCCCAACAACGAGUACACCAUCACCGCGCCGCUGCCCGAGAACGAACUGCGGCAGCUCAUCCACUGCUCAUUACGCCGAACAAUCUCUAAAGAUGGGAAUCGAAAGGCUUACGGCGACGACGAGAGCACGGCGAUGUUGACCCAAGAGCUGCUGGUGUACCUGGCCAUGUUCAUUCGGACGGAGCCGCAGUUGUUCCUGGAGAUGCUGCGGCUGAGGGUGGGGCUCAUCAUUCAGGUGAUGGCGACGGAAUUAUCCCGCACUCUCUCUUGUGACGGGGAAGAGGCAUCGGAACAUCUCCUCAACUUGUCGCCGUUUGAGAUGAAGAAUCUCCUCUAUCACAUCCUGAGCGGGAAAGAGUUUGCGAUUAAUAGCGCAAACUCAGUGUUCGGUAUACCGCUAAAGUUUAGGAAGGAAGGUCGAGGUAACUUCUCUAUUGUGAGCAACAAAUCGACUCGGUACGGGAAGAAGUCUCAAAUCGUACUCGAAGGACAGACUCUUCAAGGCAUCGAAGACGCUCCGGCGGUGGAGCCGGAUCGCCAAGGGCAGUGGUUGAGACGUCGGCGCUUGGACGGAGCUCUCAAUCGAGUUCCGAGAGAUUUCUAUCCGAGAGUGUGGGGCGUCUUAGAAAAGUGCCAAGGUCUGGUCAUCCAGGGGAAGACGCUGCAACCGAACUUGACCCAAGAGAUGACGCCCGGAGAGUUGAAGUUCGCGUUGGCCGUCGAGACGGUGCUCAACUCGAUCCCUCAGCCCGAGUACCGGCAGCUGGUGGUGGAGGCGCUCAUGGUCCUGACGCUCAUCGUGGAAUACAAAACGAUCGACAACUUGGGGGGCACCAUCACGGUGGAGCAUUUGGUGCACAAGGCGAAUCAGAUAUUUUUGGAAGAUCAGAUGCGUUGCAACGGCGACGCCACCCUGUGCUGUGCGAAGCCCGAGUGGGGGGGCGGGGGGCAGGUGUGCGGCGGGGCGGCGGGCGUGUGCCAGCUGCUGUACGACAGCGCCCCCAGCGGCAGCUACGGCACCAUGACGUACCUGGCCCGCAGCGUCGCGACCCUGCUGGCCGACAGGAUGCCGCCCGACACGCCCAUCGAGUGCACCAUCACGUAACUGGCAAUACUAACUUCACUAAAUUUCUUUUUAUAUCAUUGCCGGUAGUUACGUAUAUUUUAUUUAUAAAUAAAUCGUAGUAUUGUUUUAUAUAAUUAAUUGAUGAAUCUAAGUCCAUUUCACUGAAAAGUUACUUGAUUUACUCCUCCUUAUAAGACUAAUAAUUAAGCAAUAAUUUCGUUUUUGAAUAUAACUUCAAAUUAGGUCGUCAUAUUUGAUGUUGCUGAAACUUUAUUUCCCAUAUUUAAUGUUAUCAAGGCCUGCAGCAAUGGAAUCCAAGAGUUCAGAAAUAAAUAAAUAUUGUUUAAUUUGGUAAAUGAAUUUAAAUGUGAAUUUAAAAGUUUUCUCUUUAUGU